AAAAUUAUUAUGGCACAUUGAUUGUUGUUCUUCCAAUUCAAUCUGACUUCUUUGUCCUUACCACAGUUAUGUCCAAGCUAUUCAUCACCACCGUAUCAGGGUGGUGGGGAAGCGGCAAUGCAGACGUAGAGCUAGCAACCACCAUUCUCAUAAUCACCUUACUUUCUGUAUUGCUGCUUGUAUGGAUGUUAACAUCGAAAGUUUCCGGCCCACCACUGCCACCCGGCCCACGACCUUUACCACUCGUCGGAAACCUAUUAUCUCUCGAACCCGAACUCCACACCUACUUUGCCGCAGUAGCUAAAACAUACGGCCCGAUUUCGAGGCUCUGGCUCGGUAAAAAACUGGGUAUUCUUAUCACUUCUCCAGAGUUGGCCCGUGAGGUGCUGAAACUAAACGAUACAAUCUUUGCCAACCGAGACGUUCCAGUUGCAGGGAUGGAGGCAUCAUACGGUGGAAACGACGUCGUUUGGACCCCUUACGGCGAUCAAUGGCGGAUGUUAAGAAAGAUUUGCGUUCGUGAAAUGCUUGGCAACCAAGUUUUGGAUUCGGUUUAUUCUCUACGCCGGAAAGAGGUAAGGAACACCGUGAAAUACUUGUAUAAUAAUGUCGGGUCUCCGGUGAACAUUGGGGAACAGAUGUUUUUGACGAUGUUGAAUGUGGUUACCGGCAUGAUGUGGGGUAGCACCGUGAAGUCGGAAGAUAGGGAAAGAGUAGGAGCAGAGUUUCGGCAACUGAUUGGUGAGAUGACUGGAUACUUUGCGAUGCCAAAUUUAUCGGACUUUUAUCCGGGUUUGGCACGGUUUGAUCUGCAAGGAGUUAAAAAGAAUAUGAAAGUGUUGGCGAAGAGAUUUGAUGGGAUUUUUGAGACGAUGAUCGAGCAAAGGAGGAAAAUGAGUGGAGAUGAAAAUAAAGAUUUUUUGCAGUUUUUGUUGCAGCUCAAAGACCGUGGAGAUUCCAAUCCACCAUUCACCAUCGCUCAUCUAAAAGCCUUGCUUAUGGAUAUGGUGGCUGGUGGGACGGAUACAACCUCAAAUACAAUCGAGUUUGCCUUGGCCGAGAUGAUGAGCCACCCUGAAAUUCUAGAAAAAGCACAACAAGAAUUAGAGAGGGUCGUCGGGAAAGACAACGUAGUCGAAGAAUCCCACGUUAACAAUCUACCCUACCUAUAUGCUAUCAUGAAAGAAACUCUUCGAUUGCAUGCUAUACUUCCGCUCUUGGUCCCUCAUUGUCCGAGUGAGUCAUGUGUCAUUGGCGGCUACACCGUACCCAAAGGCGCUCGGGUGUUUGUGAAUGUAUGGGCAAUACAGAGAGACCCUACAAUUUGGGAAAACCCAUUGGAAUUUCAACCUGAAAGGUUCUUGGAUGGGAAGUGGGAUCACACUGGUAAUGACUUCCGUUAUAUCCCGUUUGGGUCUGGGCGAAGGAUUUGUGCAGGGACUGCCAUGGCAGAGCGGAUGGUUAUGUUUUUACUUGGAUCCGUUAUUCAUUCAUUUGAUUGGAAAUUGGGCGAGGGAGAAAAACUUGAUCUAUCUGAAAAGUUUGGCAUUGUGUUGAAAAAGAAAGUUGCUCUCAUUGCAAUCCCCACACCAAGAUUGACAACCUCCACACUGUACGACUAAUGAUUUUGAUGGUGAUGGUGAUGGUGAUGUGUUAUAUUUCGUAACCACAAAUAUUCUGGGAAUUUUCAAAACUUUACCUAUAUGUACGGGCACUAUAAAUGUAACAAAAGUGACAAACUACAAUUAUCAUGUGAUUGUACGUCACAAUUAUUAUUAUUAUUAUUAUUAUUAUUAUUAUUAUUAUUAUUAUUAUUA
This is a messenger RNA of Helianthus annuus (common sunflower), 1817 nucleotides long. RefSeq names its product flavonoid 3'-monooxygenase CYP75B137. Lineage: Eukaryota; Viridiplantae; Streptophyta; Magnoliopsida; Asterales; Asteraceae. The record is from RefSeq and is a predicted model, not a curated record. The coding region runs from base 69 to 1622 and encodes 517 amino acids. Gene Ontology annotation, molecular function: iron ion binding; heme binding; monooxygenase activity. The transcript is spliced from 2 exons.